AUGGCGAAGUCACGGGAAGAGGCUGUGAAAGCUGUGGAGGCUAUUUUUGACAGAUACCGUCUAAUCUCGAAAUCCGAAAACUUCCAAGGCUUCGACUCGCAAAUCAUGAAUGAAAUUAAGAUUCUCGACGCCACCGAGUCCGGCACCGCAACAUUUGAGUUUCUGAUCGGCGAACAAUAUGCGAAUCUCAACGGUGUCAUGCACGGAGGAGCCGCUGGUGUCAUAUUCGAUAUGUGUACGACCCUUGCUCUGGGUCCCGUUGCGAAACCUGGAUCUUGGGAUUUCCUGGGUGGUGUGACGAGGACACUUAAUUUGAGUUAUUUGAAGGCUGUUCCUGUUUGCACCACAGUUCGCAUAUACGCCGAAGUGAUCCAAUUCGGGAGAACGAUGGCAAUGCUUCGUGGUACUAUGACUAGUCAAGACGGAUCGAUUGUUUACUGCACGUGCGAACACCACAAAGUGCGGGUGCCGACUAAAAAGGAACAUUUAUACUAUAAGGUUGAAUGGGACGGAUUAUGGGUUGAAGAUACAGAUGCAAAAUCGAAGUUAUAA
Molecule: messenger RNA, 552 nt
Organism: Sclerotinia borealis F-4128
Lineage: Eukaryota; Fungi; Ascomycota; Leotiomycetes; Helotiales; Sclerotiniaceae
Source: the annotation of a GenBank genome assembly